AUGAAGACCAAUCCUGAUAUUGUAUAUACGAAGGCUCAAAAAUUGAUUGAACUCAAUUUAGAUAAUAAAUAUGUUGCUAUCGUAGGAGGAACGGGCGGUAUUGGCCGUGAGUUGGCAAGAGUGUUGGCACAAAAGGGUGCUAAAGUCAUCGUUGUUGGUAGAACGUUCAGAGACGAAAAUGUUGAAGGUAUUGAAUUUAUCCAGGCUGACCUAGGUUUGGUGUCAGAGGCAUCCAGAGUUGCGGAAUUGUUACCUGCUGAAAAGUUGGAUCUUCUUAUCUUCACUACGGGAGUUUUGGCUCCUCCAGCGAGACGUGAGACUAGCGAAGGUCUAGAAGAAGAUUUGGCCGUCAGUUAUAUCAGCCGACUAGUGAUGAUGAAUCAUUUGGUACCCAGAUUGAAGGAACAUGGUGAGAAAAAACCUCGCGUAUUUGUAAUGGGUUUCCCCGGUGAUAACUAUAUGGGAGAUUAUAGAGAUUUGAAUUCAGAAGAAUCUUACGGAGCUAUUUCCACACAUAUGAAAACAGUAGCCGGUAAUGAAGCUCUAGUUUUGGACUUUAAGAAUAGGUUUGCUACUGUCAAUUUUUAUGGGUUGAAUCCGGGGCUCAUCAGGACAAAUAUUAGAGAUAAUUACCUUGGUAAAGACACUUGGAAGUCAAGAGUGGUAGAAUGGUUCAUAGGUAUGACAAAUCAGACUGCAGAGCAAUACGCUGAAAAGUUAGGCCCCUUGCUAGUUGCCCCAGAAUUGGAAACUCAUUCAGGCGCCAUGUUUGACAAGAAUGCUAACCCGAUCCUUCCAUCAAAAGAUUUUACUGAUGAUUACGCCAGGAAUUAUAUCAAGGCCUCAGAAGAACUUCUUGCAAAUCUUAAGUUGGCUCAAUGA
Messenger RNA from Kluyveromyces lactis, 882 nucleotides. Its product is annotated as putative short-chain dehydrogenase/reductase. The transcript has a single exon. The coding region runs from base 1 to 882 and encodes 293 amino acids. The record is from RefSeq and is a predicted model, not a curated record. Lineage: Eukaryota; Fungi; Ascomycota; Saccharomycetes; Saccharomycetales; Saccharomycetaceae.